CACCCAACGCAGGCGCAGCGCAACCCUAGCGAGCGGCACCGGCAGGGCUCCGCGCCUCCUACUCGCCGGAGAGCUUUCUGCUGUUGGGUUUGGGUUUGGGGGAGUUUGGCUGGUGGUGUUCUUGACGGCAUGGAGGGUAUCCCGCCGCCAGCGAGCUCGGGGUCGGAGGUGACGGAUGCGGGCUCCGGUGCUGCGGCUUCCGGGAAGGUGGACGCCGGCGGCGGCGGUGGCGCGUCCUCCAUGGGGGAGCGGUUCGCUGAUCUGUGCAAGAGCAAGCUGGGGCUUGACGAGAGCACGACGAGGCAGGCGAUGCAGCUGUUCAAGGAGAGCAAGAGCGUCCUCCUGUCCAGCAUGUCGUCCUUGGGCAGUGGAUCGCCUGAGGAGAUCGAGAGAUUCUGGUCUGCUUUUGUUCUUUACUGCGUGUCAAGGCUUGGCAAAGCAGGGAGAGGGAAGGAAGAUGGUGGCAUCACACUGUGCCAGAUAUUGAGGGCAUUUAGGCUGAACAUUGUUGAUUUCUUCAAGGAGAUGCCGCAGUUCUGCAUAAAGGUUGGGAGUGUUCUUGCUGGCCUCUAUGGUUCAGAUUGGGAGAAAAGGCUUGAGUUGAAGGAACUGCAAGCAAAUGUUGUCCAUUUAAGCUUGCUAAGCAGGUAUUACAAGCGUGCCUACCAGGAGCUCUUCCUGUUAAAUGAUGCCAAACCAGCAGAAAAUUCUGCAGAGCCAAAUGCACAACAAGCCUCUGACUAUUAUCGCUUUGGAUGGUUACUUUUCUUGGUGUUAAGAAUCCAAACAUUCAGCCGAUUUAAGGAUCUUGUUACAUCCACGAAUGGACUAGUUUCUGUGUUGGCCUUACUUAUUGUUCAUGUUCCCGUGCGUCUAAGGAAUUUCAAUAUCAAGGAGUCAUCUAGUUUUGCUAAGAAGUCAGAUAAGGGAGUAGAUCUUAUUGCUUCUCUUUGUGAAAAGUAUCAUACAUCAGAAGAUGAAUUGAGUAAAGCAAUGGAAAGGACAAAUACUCUCAUAGUGGAUAUUCUGAAGAAGAAACCAUGCCCGGUUGCUUCGGAAUGUCAACAGGAUAGUUUGUCUUUCAUUGAUCCAGAGGGCUUGACAUAUUUUAAGGAUUUGCUUGGAGAAGCCUCACUGAAAUCAAGUUUGCUAAUCCUGGAAAAGGAAUAUGAAAAUGCAAUUAACACUAAAGGAGAGCUAGAUGAGCGCAUGUUCGCUAAUGAUGAGGAUAGCUUGCUUGGCAGUGGAAGUCUUUCAGGAGGUGCCAUUAACUUGCCAGGCACAAAGAGGAAGUAUGAUGUCAUGGCCUCACCUGCAAAAUCAAUAACAAGUCCAAGUCCGAUGUCUCCUCCACGGUUUUGUGCGUCACCUAAUGGAAAUGGAUACUGCAGCUUAAAAAUGGCUCCUAUCACUCCAGUGAGCACAGCCAUGACAACAGCCAAGUGGCUUCGGAGUACAAUCUCUCCCCUUCCUUCUAAGCCUUCUGGGGAGUUACUGCGCUUCUUCUCGGCUUGUGAUAAGGAUGUAACAGAUGACAUUACACACAGAGCUGGUAUUAUACUUGGAGCCAUAUUCACAAGCAGUUCUUUUGGUGAGCGUAUAUGUACCAGUCUGCGAAGCACAAACAGGAUUGAUGCUAUCUGGACAGAGCAAAGAAAAAUGGAAGCCCUUAAGCUUUACUACAGAGUUCUGGAAUCAAUGUGCAGAGCAGAGUCGCAGAUCUUGAGUGGGAACAAUCUUACAUCGCUUCUGUCUAAUGAGCGAUUCCAUCGGUGUAUGAUUGCUUGUUCUGCUGAGUUAGUGCUGGCCACUCACAAGACAGUCACAAUGAUGUUCCCAGCCGUGUUAGAGAAAACUGGCAUAACAGCUUUUGACUUGAGCAAAGUCAUAGAGAGUUUUGUUAGGCAUGAGGAUACACUUCCACGAGAGUUGAAGCGUCAUUUGAAUUCACUUGAGGAACGUCUUCUGGAAAGCAUGGCAUGGGAGAAAGGCUCAUCAAUGUACAAUUCUUUGAUUGUUGCCAGGCCAGCGCUAUCUGCAGAAAUAAACAGGCUAGGUUUAUUGGCUGAACCAAUGCCAUCACUUGAUGCCAUUGCGGCGCAUCAUAAUAUUUCACUCGGGGGACUGCCACCUCUUCCCUUUCAAAAGCAAGAACAUUCACCAGAUAAGGAUGAAAUCAGAUCUCCCAAAAGAGCAUGCACGGAAAGGAGGAAUGUACUGGUGGACAACAAUUCAUUUAGAUCACCAGUCAAGGAUACCCUCAAAUCGAAGUUACUACCUCCUCUCCAAUCAGCAUUUGCAAGUCCAACAAGGCCGAAUCCUGCAGCUGGGGGAGAAUUAUGUGCUGAGACAGGAAUAGGUGUAUUUUUGAGCAAGAUAGCAAAGCUUGCAGCUAUUAGAAUCAGAGGUCUUUGUGAAAGACUGCAACUUUCUCAGCAAGUCUUGGAGCGAGUGUACUCCCUUGUACAACAAAUCAUUAGCCAACAAACUGCUCUCUUUUUCAAUCGGCACAUUGAUCAGAUUAUAUUGUGCAGCAUAUAUGGAGUUGCUAAGAUAUCUCAACUGGCACUGACAUUCAAGGAAAUUAUUUUUGGCUACAGAAAACAAUCUCAAUGCAAGCCACAGGUUUUCCGUAGUGUUUAUGUUCACUGGGCAUCACGAAGCCGCAAUGGGAAAACAGGAGAGGAGCAUGUUGACAUUAUCACUUUCUAUAACGAAGUAUUUAUUCCUACUGUGAAACCUUUGCUGGUGGAACUAGGUUCUGGUGCUAGUCCAAACAAGAAGAAUGAGGAAAAAUCUGCUGCUGAUGGUCCAUAUCCAGAAUCUCCUCGGUUAGCUCGGUUUCCAAACCUUCCUGACAUGUCUCCCAAGAAAGUUUCUGCUGCUCAUAAUGUAUAUGUUUCACCACUGCGCUCAUCAAAGAUGGAUACUUUGCUGUCCCCAAGCUCCAAGAGCUAUUAUGCCUGUGUAGGGGAGAGUACACAUGCAUUUCAGAGCCCCUCUAAGGACCUUAAGGUUAUAAACAACCGCCUAAACAGUGGGAAGAAAGUCAGCGGCAGACUAAACUUUGAUGUUGUCAGUGAUCUGGUUGUUGCCAGAAGUCUCAGCGAUCAAAAUGGUGCAUCAGCAGCAACAGCAGAUAUUGCCACAAAGACACCAGUGAAAUUGGAGCAGCCAGACUGCUAGUUUGAGUAAACAUCACCUGUCCAAUACAGCCUAGUGAUAGAAAUGCUAAUCUGAUAGGUUUCAGCUGAUCUAAUAUUAGAUGGAGUAUUCAGAAGUCCCAAUUUUCACUAGUUAUGUUUCCUGACAUGGGGAAUUCCUCAGUGAGCAGCUCUACCUUCUGUCACAUAAAAGAGAUGCCCUGUGAUCUCCCCCUUAACCAGCCUCACUAGUCUUUUUUGAGCUUUUCGUUUGGAAGAGUUGAUACUACAGUCAUGUAAUGUACUAAUAAGUUAACGGCUUUUGUAAAUGAAAUAUGUCUCUGUCAUGCCGGCUUAGUUGUGGAUCCUUCUUGCUGUUUUC
Oryza brachyantha (malo sina) is the source of this 3525-nucleotide messenger RNA. Its product is annotated as retinoblastoma-related protein 1. The coding region runs from base 130 to 3186 and encodes 1018 amino acids. NCBI's taxonomy places the organism in Eukaryota, Viridiplantae, Streptophyta, Magnoliopsida, Poales, Poaceae. Gene Ontology annotation, molecular function: RNA polymerase II transcription regulatory region sequence-specific DNA binding. The record is from RefSeq and is a predicted model, not a curated record. Gene Ontology annotation, biological process: negative regulation of G1/S transition of mitotic cell cycle; cell differentiation; regulation of transcription by RNA polymerase II. The transcript has 18 exons. Gene Ontology annotation, cellular component: chromatin; transcription regulator complex; nucleus.